AUGGCCGCCCAGGUGGACCACUCGAACCCCGUCACGCUCUCGCGCUUCAUCUUGGGCGAAAAGGAGAUCCAGGGCAACGCCGACCUCAGCGUGCUCUUCACGUCCAUUGAACUCGCGUGCAAAGUCAUUGCCAGCGCCGUGCGCCGCGCGGGUCUCACGGGACUCUACGGCCUCGACGGCUCGGAGAACGCCACGGGCGACCAAGUGAAGAAACUCGACGUGCUGUCGAACGACAUUUUCAUCAACUCGCUCAAGUUCUCGACCAAGAUCGAGGUGAUGGUCUCGGAGGAAGAAGAGGAGCCGAUCCUUGUUGAACAUGCGACGCAAGGCACGAAGUACUGCAUCGCCUUUGACCCGCUCGAUGGGUCUUCGAACAUUGACUGCAACGUGUCUACGGGCACGAUCUUUGCUAUCUACCACCGGGACGCCUCGUCCGAGGGAGGCUACAAGGAUAUUCUGCAGCCCGGUAGCAAGCUGGUGUCUGCGGGAUACUGCAUGUAUGGAAGCUCGACACAGUUGGUGCUGACGUGGGGCAAGGGCGUGCAUUGCUUUACGCUGGACCCUACGAUUGGCGCCUUUAUGCUGUCGCAGACCAACAUUCGCAUCCCGGACGAACCCAAGACCAUUUACUCCUGUAACGAAGGGAACUAUGCCCACUGGGACCGCGCGACCAAGGCGUUUGUGGACGGGUGCAAGACUAAGACGAAUCCGUAUGCAGCCCGUUAUGUUGGCAGUAUGGUGUCGGAUAUCCACCGCACUAUUCUGUAUGGCGGCAUUUAUCUUUACCCGGGAAGCGAGAAGAGCAAAGACGGCAAACUGCGUCUAUUGUACGAGUGCAACCCCAUGUCCUUCAUCAUGGAACAGGCAGGAGGUAUGGCGACCACCGGUACGGAGAGAAUUCUCGAUCUGAUCCCUUCGCACAUCCAUCAGCGUUCGCCGAUCUUUCUGGGGUGCAAGCGUGACGUCCAGCGGGUCAUCGACCUGUACAAGGAGCAUAGCGAAGCUUGA
Peronospora matthiolae is the source of this 1008-nucleotide messenger RNA. The record is from the annotation of a GenBank genome assembly. Lineage: Eukaryota; Oomycota; Peronosporomycetes; Peronosporales; Peronosporaceae.